CCUGUCCUGCCCCUCAUCUGAGCGCCUUGGCAGGGCUGAAGGCAGCAGCGAGGUGCUCUACUGACCUGGCAACAUGAGAGCCUGUCCCAAAGGCACUCCCUGCCUGUGCCUCAGUUUCCCCUGGUGAGUGAAGUGAGUGGGCUCCUGGGGGCCGUGCUGCACCCUGAGGGUUGGGAACAGUGCAGGGACCUGGCACAGCACAGGGUCUGGCACAAGCCCAGGCUGAGAGAAGGGGCUGAGGCACUGGGGUGGGCAGGGGGCAAAUGGGCAUCUGAGGGCAGGGCAGCACCCUCAGUCCUGCCAGCAUCCCCCCACUGAGCCCCACUCCAGGCCCAGCUGGAGCCUGGCUGUGCACUGUGAGCAGGGCAGGAUGAGAACCAGGUCGUGGGAACCUUCCGUGGGAAAAGGGGCUGGGGGAACCGGGGGCUGUGCCCGCCUCUACCCUGGGGAGGCCGCGGCUGUGCCAGCCCCGGGGCCACUGGCUGCCGGCCGCAGGUCUUGGCGGCGCAUCCGUCCGUCUGUCCACAGGGACCAGUGCUGGACGGCAGAGCCCCGCUCCGCCCUGGGCGGCCCCUCAGAGGAGGGGCCCGCCGCCCCCUCGCCGGCCGGCGGGUUUUAACGGGCCGUGCUGGGGCCGUGCGGCAGAGCGGGAUCAGCGGGAUCAGCGGCAGGGCUGGAACGGCAGCGGCUGUUCGGGAGGAUGCAGCCGGACCUCCCCGUCAGCGACGCGGUGCUGCGCAGCCCACCAGCCCCCGAGCCAGCCGGCGGCCCCUUCCCCAGCACUGAGGCCACCAAGCCACCCUACAGCUACAUUGCCCUCAUCACCAUGGCCAUCCAGAGCGCGCCCGAGCAGCGCAUCACCCUGAGUGGCAUCUACCGCUACAUCAUGGGCCGCUUCACCUUCUACCGCGAGAACAAGCAGGGCUGGCAGAACAGCAUCCGCCACAACCUGUCCCUCAACGAGUGCUUUGUCAAGGUGCCCCGCGACGACAAGAAGCCGGGCAAGGGCAACUACUGGACCCUGGACCCGGACUGCUACAACAUGUUCGAGAACGGCAGCUUCUUGCGGCGCCGCCGGCGCUUCACCAGGAAGAGGGGCCUCCGGGAUGCACCAGGCACUGAGGGGGACGAGGGGCGCGGGAAGACUCCCAGGCAGCGGGCACGAGGGCUGCCUGCCACCCCACUGCCAGAGGAGGGGAAGGCAGAGGGGGGCUACACAUCACCAGCAGCCACGGGGCGCCUGCCGAGCCCUGCCACGCUGUCCGAGGGUGCCGGGGUGCCAGGGUGUGCCGAGCCCUGUGCCCGGCGUCAGCCACCCAAGGCCACGCAGCCCUUCCUGUACCUGCCGGACUCGCCACAGCCCAAGAGGCCAUUCUUCACACCCCCUGAGAGCCGCCCACCCAAGGAGACUGUCUUCGGGGGGCUCCCGGCAGCGCUGCAACUGCCCCGUCCAGGUCAGUACCCGCUGCCCGGCGAGCGCCCGGCCCAGCACCCUGCCCUGCUGCCUGCCCUGCUGCCCACCCAGCACAGGGACCCCCCACAGGACUCACCGGCCACACCAGGCACCCCCCCGGGGCAGCUGGAGGGCGAGGAGACGGCUCCCCCCGGGCUGGGGACAGGCCAGCCAUUCGGGCAGGUGCCACCAGCGUUCCCUGGCACCCUCCUGAGCACAGGCAAGCCCCCUCCGUCCUGCUUCCUGGAGGGAGAGGGCUACAUGCAGCCAUCCCUGCCCGUGUUCGGCUCCUUCAGCCGGACGGGCCCCGAGGCGCUGGGCAGCAGCUACCAGUGCCGGGUGCAGGCGCUGAGCUUCUGCGUGAAGGAGCGGCCGUGCGGCACAGCGCUGGAGCAUCUCCUGGCUGCAGCCCCCCCGGCCCCCGCCGCUCCCCGCCAGCCACCCUUUGGGGCCGUGGGGCCACGGGCGGGUGAGCAGAAGGAGCCCUGGGGGCCGGGGGCUGCGAUCCCACUGCAGGGGGCUAACGGCUACCCCCUGGGGCUGCCCCCCUGCCUCUACCGGACACCCGGCAUGUUCUUCUUCGAGUGAGGGACU
This is a messenger RNA of Myiozetetes cayanensis, 2047 nucleotides long. RefSeq names its product forkhead box S1 (gene FOXS1). Bases 701 to 2041 code for a protein of 446 amino acids. The record is from RefSeq and is a predicted model, not a curated record. Gene Ontology annotation, molecular function: DNA-binding transcription factor activity, RNA polymerase II-specific; RNA polymerase II cis-regulatory region sequence-specific DNA binding. Lineage: Eukaryota; Metazoa; Chordata; Aves; Passeriformes; Tyrannidae. Gene Ontology annotation, biological process: cell differentiation; regulation of transcription by RNA polymerase II; anatomical structure morphogenesis. The transcript has a single exon.